CUACAACGUAACGUGACCGUGCAAUCCUUCAAAGGUUUUUUUUCGAGCGCGAACAAAGAAAGGCUGUUUGAUUUUCUUUUCUUCAAACACAAAUAAUAUAAACGAAUAAAAUGCUUGUUAAAGUUAAGACCUUAACCGGAAAAGAAAUUGAAAUCGAUAUCGAGCCCAAUGACAAGAUCUCCCGUAUUAAAGAACGUGUAGAAGAGAAGGAAGGUAUUCCCCCUCCUCAACAACGUUUAAUUUAUAGUGGAAAGCAAAUGGCUGAUGAGAUGACAGCUAGUCAAUACGGCAUUGAAGGCGGCUCAGUUCUUCAUCUGGUUUUGGCUCUUCGCGGUGGUCAAUAAGCCAACUGACAAAGACUUACAAUAGUUGAAAUAAAUUUAUUGAAACAAAAAAAAAAUCACUGUAUUUUACGGAUUAAUUCAGGUGCUUCUUC
Mucor mucedo is the source of this 436-nucleotide messenger RNA. RefSeq names its product ubiquitin-related domain-containing protein. The transcript is spliced from 4 exons. Gene Ontology annotation, cellular component: nucleus; cytoplasm. The record is from RefSeq and is a predicted model, not a curated record. Gene Ontology annotation, biological process: protein neddylation; modification-dependent protein catabolic process; regulation of proteolysis. Lineage: Eukaryota; Fungi; Mucoromycota; Mucoromycetes; Mucorales; Mucoraceae. Bases 111 to 344 code for a protein of 77 amino acids. Gene Ontology annotation, molecular function: ubiquitin protein ligase binding; protein tag activity.